Hemicordylus capensis (graceful crag lizard) is the source of this 2160-nucleotide messenger RNA. RefSeq names its product cytochrome c oxidase assembly protein COX18, mitochondrial. The transcript has 6 exons. NCBI's taxonomy places the organism in Eukaryota, Metazoa, Chordata, Lepidosauria, Squamata, Cordylidae. Gene Ontology annotation, cellular component: mitochondrial inner membrane. Gene Ontology annotation, molecular function: membrane insertase activity. The coding region runs from base 81 to 1067 and encodes 328 amino acids. The record is from RefSeq and is a predicted model, not a curated record. Gene Ontology annotation, biological process: mitochondrial respiratory chain complex IV assembly; protein insertion into mitochondrial inner membrane from matrix.
CUUAUACUACGAAGGGGGUGGAGCGAGUGGGACAGACGCGUCACGCGUGUGGUGCGCGGCUGCAUGUGGUCAUCCCCAAGAUGGCGGCGCGCGUCGGCUUUGGGAUCCUGGCUUUUUCGCCAGCCGCGCGCGCUCUCCGUAAUUCCCUCCUGCUUCGCUGCAUGGGAGCUCGCGCUCUUAGUGUCCCCGCCAGCCCCGGCCAUGACCCUCUCUCCCCGGGCUGGGGCUGGUAUGAGGCUUUGUCGUCGUCGGCUCCUGUCAUAUGCGCGGAGUCGAGCUUGGCCGCGUUGCAAGCCGCGUCAGGGCUGCCCUGGUGGGCCACCGUCGUAGCUGCCAGCGCCGCUCUCCGCACAGGCGUCACCCUCCCACUCGCUGCCCAGCAGGGGCGUGUCCUCGCCAAGCUGGAAAAUUUGCAGCCUGAAAUUCAAAGCUUAGCCAAACAUCUUCGAUAUGAAGUUUCAGUUUGUGCCAAACAGCAAGGUUGGUCUGAAAAGUUAGCCAGGGUCUAUUUCAAGAAGAAUCUGAAAAGAAUUGUUUCAGAGUUGUACAUUCGUGAUAAUUGCCACCCUUUCAAGGCCAGCUUGCUGAUAUGGAUACAGAUUCCAAUGUGGGUCUUUGUUUCCAUAGCUUUGCGUAACUUCAGUGUUGGUAGAGCAGCAUCUGAAGGUGUGUCUAUUCAGGAGCAACUUUCCACAGGAGGAACACUCUGGUUUAUGGACCUCACUAUACCUGACUCAACUUGGAUUUUGCCAAUUACUCUUGGACUCCUUAAUCUUCUGAUAGUGGAGAUCUUUGCUUUGCGAAAAACAGAACUGUCCAGGUUUCAAAAGUACAUCACUAACUUCUUUCGAGGGAUGUCUCUGCUUAUGAUCCCAGUUGCUGCAACUGUACCAUCAUCCAUAGCUUUGUACUGGGUGUCCUCAAGCUUCAUGGGCCUUUUGCACAACCUUCUCCUACGGUCUCCUACAUUCCGUAGACUAUGCCAUGUACCUCGGACCAAGUCUGAUUCGGAGACUCCUUACAGAGACAUUGUUGCUUCUUUCUAUGCGAAAUAUUUCUUGAAAUGAAAUAUUUACCCUUUAAGAACUGUGCUAUAAACCCAUGUGACUGAUGGAAUUUGCAAAGGCUCGUAUUUAAUGUGGAUGCUCCCUUGAACUAAGCAGGACUGAUACUGCAUUUGUCAUAAUUAAGAGGUAUAAUUGAAGUGUGUGGUACCUGUUGGCAGAGUGUAGAAAUGUGUGCCCCUCUCAUUGUUUUGUCUGACUAGCACACUUGACCCUUGAAUUGUGUGCAUGUGUUCAACAUGUCUAGGAUUUCUGAAAUCUUGGCUGCUGCUUCCUAACUGGUUAGAUCAGUUCUCAGUGAGAUUACAGUAAAUCUUAUAUGCAUUCAGCUUGCCAUCUAAGACCCAUUUUGCACUUUACCAGGCAUGAAAGGUGUGGGGUUGUCCCAAAUGUUCACAAAAGUAACUGUGACUUUCCCAGGUCCUUGGGAUAUGUCCCCUGGAACAAUAUCUCCCUUUCACAUGAAGUGUGAAAUAUUAAUGGGACACUGAUGUUGCCUAGGCUAUUGUGUGAACCACUGACAUAACAGACACUGUCUUUUCAUUCCUCAGGUAGGAAACUGAUUUUUACUUGUCCCUUUAUAUGUAUUAUGUACAGCUGGCACUCCUGUAGCUGGUUCUUGAAGUUCUGAUUUCUUAUUUCAAGAGAGUAACUUAUUUUAAUUAAGCUUCUCUGACCAAAAGUAAACCAAAGUUAAGUAAAAAUAAGUGCAACCACUUAUUUGAAUUCUCACAGACAGGUAUGUUGCAGCAGUGUCAAGCUUUGGAAUGUGUAGGCACAAUGUCCAAGAUGCUACCAGAUAACAUUACACAUUUACUUAUGAGCAGGAAAGUACAUACAAAUUUUCUUGAAACUUUUGAUUUGGAAAUGUGUGUGUGCUUUUAACUGUUAUAAAGUGGCUUAAUACCACUGCUGGGGAGGGGGCACAAUUACUGUAAAGUAACUAUUUGAAGAUUUGGGAUUAUGCUUUUGGGGGAGAUAGCAUUUUGGAAUGUUACUUAAAAAAUUCAAAGGAAUGUUAAUCUUGCUUUAACUACAGAAGUUCUGUUGUCAGAUGAAUGUAUUAAAUAGGGUUGGAGCCUUCUGAUCACCUAAA